AUGAUAUUAAGUGGUCCAGAUAUUGUAGCAAUUGUGAUCUAUUUCUCAGCACUUUUUGGAACACUGGCAAACCUCAUCAUUCUAUUUGUUUUUAUAAGCAAUGCUGUGAAGCAGAAGGUGUUUCAGCCACUGGACAGAAUCAUAGUCAACAUGGCUUUUGUUAAUCUUUUGCUCUGUUGUUACAAGGAGAUCCCUGGGCUGCUUGUUUUCUUCGAUUCCAAAGUUUUUGGGUCUGUUGGAUGCCGGAUUCUGCUCUAUGUUUACCACACAUUUAGGUUGGUCAGUAUUUGGUCAGUGGAGAACCUGAGCUUUCUUCAUCUCAUCAAGAUAAGGAGACCUGGUCUUCGUUGGUCAAAAUUUAUUUACAGGCACCAAGGACAGUAUGUGAAUUGGACUCUUGCUGUGUGUUGGGUAAUAAGCAUCACAUUACACAUGCCCUAUCUUUUAUAUAAAGAUCAAGGGGCUCCACAAAAUAAAAGCAGUAGUUUGCUGGUAACAAGUACUAACUGCAUCAGUCCAUCUGAGAGUAUGUUGCUCAAACUCCUUACCUAUGCAACUGUCACCCUGGACUUUGUAUUAAUUAUUAUUGUUAUUCUAUUAAAUGGAUUUAUAAUAGACCUGAUCUUCAGACACAGGAGGCAAGUAAGAGACACAACAACCAUUAGACAGGGUUGGAACAAGCACACAGCUCAAGCUACUAAGAUAUUAUUGUCACUGUUGUCUCUUUAUGUCAUUUGCUGGAUCUCCAGUGACAUGGUUUGGAUUGCUAUUGUUUCUGGCAUAAUACAGGACGAUUAUGAGAAUGACAUGCUUUCUGCUCUCUAUGGCAUUCUGUCGUCCAUUUACUACUCGGUCAGUGCUUGUAUUAUUGUCUUUGGUUACAGACAAGUAAAGGAUUACUUGGUGCAGGCAAGCUGCUGUUGCCGUUGUCGGAGUACAAUGCCAACAACUAUACAAACUAUACAUUGA
Messenger RNA from Bombina bombina (fire-bellied toad), 969 nucleotides. RefSeq names its product olfactory receptor class A-like protein 4. Lineage: Eukaryota; Metazoa; Chordata; Amphibia; Anura; Bombinatoridae. Gene Ontology annotation, molecular function: pheromone receptor activity. Gene Ontology annotation, cellular component: membrane. Bases 1 to 969 code for a protein of 322 amino acids. Gene Ontology annotation, biological process: G protein-coupled receptor signaling pathway. The record is from RefSeq and is a predicted model, not a curated record. The transcript has a single exon.